UUUUUAUUUAUUACACAGUACACCAAGCAGUAUACACAAUAGUGCGGUUUUGUGAAUUAGUGUUAUCAUUUUCUUCAAAAUAAUGAUUUAUUUGUAAUCAACAUGCCUAGCCAAAAAAAGAAGGCCAAGAAAAUUAAAACUGAAGCUCAAGCACCAGCUGUACCUGUUCCAAUCAAAUCGGAACCGUUGGAUAUUAAGCCGCUGAGUGCAUACGUUGACGAGCGAGUCGAGCUUAUUCGACAGGCAUUCUCAUGCCUCAAACCGAAAGAAGUAAAGGCACUGGGUCCUGAGUUUAUGCAAGGCAAAUCAAUCGAGUUUAUCCAGGAACAGUGCUUGGACGAGGUACUCGGGAUAUCCACAAAACGGUUGUUGUCAAUUAUCAACAGCACCAAAUGCCCGACAGAUACGGAAUCAUCAUCGGAUGAAGAUGCUCAUCAAUCAGCCGAGCACAUAUCGCUUGACGAAAUUUCAUCGGAUUCGGAAGUGGAAGUGACUCAACCGACGAAAAAUGUAAAUUUGAAGGAUAAAAAGGCAAGGAAAACCAGGGAGAAAGGUGCUCCAAUGUGAUUUCCACUGAGUCCGAAUGAAUCAUUUCAAC
Molecule: messenger RNA, 598 nt
Organism: Topomyia yanbarensis
Lineage: Eukaryota; Metazoa; Arthropoda; Insecta; Diptera; Culicidae
Exons: 3
Coding region: 103-567 (154 amino acids)
Source: RefSeq, a predicted model, not a curated record